UUUCAAUCAUUUGAUUUUGAGCUGCUGUUUUAAUCCCGCUUCUCUUUGUCCACUCGUUUACCACACGUCUUCUAGCUGCAGUCAAGGUCAAUUCCACUGCUUCUACGAUGUUGCCGCGGUUCCAACGACUGAUUUAAGGAAUCAGUGCUCUCAACAACACAACUUCUCACCCUAAAACUAAACUUUUUUUUUUUUUUUUUCUGUUUCUUACUGUUUUGGAGAGUUUAAGGCGCUGGUGCUUCGGUGAUGGGAAGCUAUGUCAGAAUUUCUGCUCUGCUUUGGGCUGACAUAUUGGUCUCCUAUGCUUUAUUCGUGAUGCAAAACUAUUUAACCAAAGUCUGGAAAAUAAGCUUUGUGAAUGCUGCUGGAAUUUUGAACAUAUGGGGAGGGAUUUCCAUGAUUUUACCAGUUUUCUUUCUCUUCCUCGUCGACACGCUCCUCGGAAAUCUCAAGAUGCUUGUGAUUUCCAGCAUUUCCUAUAGUUUGGGAAUCGGAUUAGUCACUAUGUCUACGCCUCCGGUUCUUGCCAAUGUUACUGGCACGUGCAACGACUACAAUCCCAAAUGCAUUCACCGCGCACAAAAGGUUCUCUUCUUCAUUGCAAUGGCUCUUAUAGCUGUGGGAGCAGCUGGCAACCUCGUCUCUGUCAAGCCCUUCCUUGAUGAGCAACGCAAUGAUAAUGAGCUCGACAGCACAAAUGCAGGCGUAAGAGAAAUCUGCAAGCUACCAGCUUUCGUUGUCGUGGCCAUUGUGCCCAUUGUUGGAGCAGUUGCACUUCCCUACGUGAAACCAUGGUCCCUCCGGUUUGGAAUCCCAGCAAUCUGCACUGCUGCUGCAAUGUUUCUCUUUCUGAGUGGCGUUUUCUUGAGAGGCUCGUGGGCGUAUAAAGAGAUGAAACCACAAGGGAGUCCAAUAACUAGUGUCUGCAGAGUGUUCUUCGCUGCUGCUUGCAAAAUAUCUCUUCCUUUUCCAGAUGAUCAUCAAUAUCUUUAUAAGGAAAAUGGGGGAAAUGAGGGCUUCUCCCAUACUCGAAUUCUCAGGUGCAUGGAGAAGGCUGCUAUUAUACCUCCAAACACAAGUCCAGAAACUGCAAGCAAGAGUUGGAGGCUUUGCUCCAUAUCAGAAGUUGAAGAUGCCAAAAUCGCUGUGCGUAUGCUCCCAAUAAGCACCACCUUCAUCGUUGUUGGGAUCGUGUCCUCGUUUGGAAACACUUACUUCAUAGAACAAGCAAAUCGCAUGAACAGAAGAGUAGGAAAAUGGAAUGUUCCUCUGCAGGUGCUUCUACUGCUAUCACAGUGGGCAAAGCAUCUUCUUUUCGCCUCAAAUGCCAGACGCCUUAUCAAGAGUCAUAGAAAAUACGGGCCUGCCAUAGGAAUGGGAAUGGCGAUGAUAUUCUCCAUUCUUUGUUGCAUAACCGCGGCCAAGAUGGAGCUACGUAGGCUUGGAGUGAUUGAGAAGCAUGGCUUGCUAGAGAAACCGGAUAGCAAAAUUCCCAUGAGUGUGUUUUUGCUGCUUUUCCAGUUCUUUCUGCUAGCAGGCCUUGACACAUUCUUUGAAAUGAGUGUUGCUGAAUUCUACAAAGAUCAGUCUCCUAAAUGCAUGAGCAACUACCUCAGCCAUUUUGCUAAGGGAGUUUCUGGUCUGGGAUUCAUGAGCAGCGUGCUUUCAGUUUACGUCGUGGGGAAGGUGAGUGAGGCCGGAGGGGGCAAGAGCUGGUUUCAGUCCACGUUGAACAAGAGCCGUUUGGACCGGUAUUACUGGGUGCUGGCCGGUUUAGGUUGCGUGAAUUUAGUCGUGUUCGUGUUGGUGGCGUGCUGUUAUAGGUACAGGACACCGGAGGAGGCGGACGGGGAUGUGAACCAUCCAGGAAGAGGAGGGACUUCCAUACCACCAGAUGAGAAUGGUAGCAACCAAUGCUGCAAUUUGUUUGGUUAGGAGUUGGUAAAGAUUGAUUCAUUAAGAUUGAUUCAUUCUGAUUCAAUAUUUGAUUGUUUUUUAGUAUUCUAUUUUUGUGAAUCUUAAGGUGCUUCUUUAAGAUUCAUUUUCUUCCAUUAUAGUGAUCCUUUAGUAAAUGUGAGUAGAUGUUGAUUGAAUAGUAAAGGUGAAAGGUUGAAACACUUGUUUCCCUAAAGAAUUUGUAGAGUCAUUUUGGUGUUAUGGAAGAUGGUAAAUGAUUCUUUG
Molecule: messenger RNA, 2181 nt
Organism: Salvia miltiorrhiza (redroot sage)
Lineage: Eukaryota; Viridiplantae; Streptophyta; Magnoliopsida; Lamiales; Lamiaceae
Product: protein NRT1/ PTR FAMILY 5.5-like
Exons: 4
Coding region: 247-1935 (562 amino acids)
Biological process (GO): transmembrane transport
Cellular component (GO): membrane
Molecular function (GO): transmembrane transporter activity
Source: RefSeq, a predicted model, not a curated record